AUGAUUGAUGCCGUAAAGUUCAAAAAAAAGAAGAAGGAAGUGGACGUAGAAGGUUCAUCUGAAGUGAGAAAGCGAAGAAUGCCCCCAGGUCAUAUUCCUUUCAGAAGGAUUAAAAUUCCAGAACAGUGGAAAAAAGAUAUGAUAGUUGUUGAGAAGUGCGUAUCGGACGCAUUCACAAGUUGUACUUAUCCGAGUCUGGAAAAAAAGGAACGGCUUCGUUCAGCAGUAUUAGAUGUUUUUACUGAGACCAGAACCAUGAAAGAAUCUUCGAUAUUCUACAAUGUACCGUUCACUACUGUUCAGACGUAUUUUCAUAAGUCCUGCAAGUUGGUUGAGGAAGCGAUUCCGUUUGAUGACGGCCUGAGGGUUGAGGACAGAGCGAAAGUAAAAACUACCAAGCAGAGUAAUACUAUAGGUGACGUCCUUCAAAGAUUAAGUGGAAUCAAGUCUGAUGCCAUAAGUCCAGAAAUACCAGUUUCGGUCUCGAUUUCUCCGCAUUUAAGUGGAUCUAGUAAACGGAAGCCGAAAUUUGUGCGUCGUAUUGUAAGUAGCGAAGAACUUGAAGAUGAUGCGGGCGAAGAAUCUUUGUUUGAUUUUGAGCUAGAUACUCCCUUUCCAUUCGAUGCUUUUAAUUGUCAACAGGUUCUGAUGCUUACCGAUUUGGCUUCUAUGGCAAAUCCAUUAGUAAAUUCAGGAAGUCUUCAGGGUAUUGAAAUGUCGAUAGAUGGAGAUGUGGACGUUAGCGUAGUACCUGACUGGUGUAGAGAGAAAUUGGUAGCAUAUAUAGCGUCAGUAAGUGGUGUUUGUGAAGAAAUUCGCUGCCGCCUGAAAGCUGCCAUAAAUGACGUUUAUGCUGGCAAGAUGUCUCUUCAGGAUGCUUGUUUGACUCACAACCUUGGCUUCAAUUAUUUAUCAAACUACUAUGAGGCGUUUUUAACUCAGUUGCGAAAACAAGCAGCUUUCAUAAUGUCUGUACUCUCAGGAGGAUCUGUCGACGAAAUUUCCAACACACUUGGCCUUGGAGACUCAUCGAGAUUUUUAGAUGAGGCAGUUAUAAGGAGUGCCGAGUCGUUUGAAAAGAUGAAGGAACUUGUUUCUUUCGAGAAAAAGGAAGACGCUUUAAGAGGAACUUCCGACAAGGUGCUUGAAAAUGGGAGAGAAGGAAGCCAAAAAAGGCACAGGGAAAGGGAAAAAUAUGGUCCCCCUUUAGAUCCAGAAGAUAGUGAACGGCUUAAAGCAAUUGAGCAGGGAGUAAUUGAAGCUUGCAAACCGUCGACGUACAAUGAAUCUCAAAAGAAACGUCUUCACAUGGCCGUUUCAAUGGUCGUCCGUGGCGAGGGACCCGUAAGCGUUGCGGCAAAUCAGUCUCAUCUUCCUCCGUCCACUGUCCAGUUAUAUGCGCAGCGUACAAGGAUAGCACUUGGGUCUUUACUCCCACCACCAGCAGCUUCUGUUAGAAGGUCGCUGGUUUCUCAUGAGUUAAAUAGACCGUGGGCUGAAAAAAGUGUGGGUAGCGAAAAGAACUGGGAUAAAGAGUUGAAGAGGCAGAGUCCAGGUGAUUCGUUAGAGCUGAACGAAAAUCAAGAUUCUGACACUAGGAAAAGUUUUGUAGCGAACCGGGAUGACAGUAACAGCUAUUUUGAAUUGAAGGAUAUCCAGCAAAGAGCGGAUUCUUUAGGGACGUCGGCUUUGUCAGAUUUAGCUGUUCGAAUGCUGGCGAAGGUGGAUGUUACAACUGUGCUCUCUUCUGAACUGAAGUGUACCAAAGAGGAAUUGAUCCGGAAAAUUGAUGCGAUACUCCGCAAUUUUCACUACCCGAAUGAUUGCACAGUAAUGCGCGAUGCCUUGGUGGGCAUAUUUUUGGAAGGAAAAACUGUUGAUGAAGUAUGCCAUCUCAAUAAGUUAAAAGUGCAGGAAGUUGGCGCAUAUAUGGCCCUCGUGAAAGUCUAUUGUGAAAGUAAAAAACAAGAAUACCAAAGAGACAUUGAUAUCGAGCUGAACGAAGCACAAAGUCAAGGUUGUGACAGCCCUCGAAAGAAAAUGAGGAGAAGUACUUCCAGUUUGAGAUCUUCUGGUGAUUUGACAUUGCUGAACAACGAUGAGCCUGGAUUAACCCAUUCUAGUGAAGCCUCUUUAAAGUCACGGGAAGGUAGUAGCGAGUCAAGGGUACAAGGACACGAAAGUGGUUCUUUAGUGGACAAAGUUGACGUGAUGUUUCUCCAUUCAGAAACAGUUCUAAAUUCGGAAGAACUCUGUAUGAAAAGUGUAAUUGCGUAUUUAGUUCAGCAGCAGUAUCGUCGAUCUCAAAUAUCGCAAGAUAAGUUGCGUUUAUGCCUUGAAAAUGUUCUCCUAGACGGAUUACAAUUAAAAGAAACUCUUAUGUUGUUCAAGGGCUUGUCAGAACAUGUUAUUCAAGCAUAUGUCAUCCGCUGUAGAGAUGCUAAGAAUUGUAUCACCAAUGAAUUUCCGAUUUUUAUUUCUGAAUCUCUCAAGGCAUUAAAUGAAGUUGACUUUGCGAACCUUUGUUCAGAUGAUUCUUUUGUAAGUGCGACUCAAAAAUCUGAUACGUCAACUACCAGCAGUUCCACAUCCUGUUCGAGAACACAGAGGAAGAUGAAGAAGAAUGCUCUGUCUCCGGACUCAAAAGUCAUCCAAAUAGAUAGCGUUGCACGUCUUAACUUGGUUUUGACUGAAGAAGUUCUGGAACCGUUGAGGACUUAUAUUAAGAAAUUAAACGCUAUUAACUUUCCAAUUGACGAUACGUUAAAAGAGAGUUUGGCGAAGGUUAUUUUACAAAACACGCCUUCCCCAUAUAUACUAGAUGUUUCUGAUGACGUUUGGUCUAAGUGGGGAGAUAGUUACAAUGAAAGAAAACUCUAA
Messenger RNA from Enterobius vermicularis (human pinworm), 2880 nucleotides. The record is from the annotation of a GenBank genome assembly. Lineage: Eukaryota; Metazoa; Nematoda; Chromadorea; Rhabditida; Oxyuridae.